AUGGAUGAGACCUCAGACGAACCUCCCACCUCUGCCGUCCUCUUAGACAACUGCCACUUCUCCCAGGUCGUCUUUAACAACGUCGAGAAGUCUUACAUUCCCGGAGGAGACAUAACCUGUUAUUAUACCCUCACGGAGAACAUCGUUCCUCGCGGGAAGGACUGGGUGGGCAUCUUCCGGGUGGGAUGGAAAACAACCAGGGAAUAUUACACCUUCAUGUGGGCUCCUCUGCCCACUGACGUCUGCAGUGACGGCGCUGUGCAGCAACAGAUCCAGUUCAAAGCUUACUACCUACCAAAAAAUGAUGACUACUACCAGUUCUGCUAUGUCGACCAGGAUGGUGCGGUCCGGGGAGCCAGCGUGCCUUUCCAGUUCAGAGCAAAGACUGAGGAUGAUAUCCUGGUGGUUUCCACACAGGAAGAAGUGGAAGAAAUUGAACUAGAAAACAAAAAUUUGCGUAAAGAAAAUGAGGAGCUGAAAGCAAGCUGUGCAAGUCUCCAGAAACAAAACAUCAAUCUGCAGGAAGAGCUCAACAAGACACAGGAGCUGCAGAAUAGUUUAGAGUCUCUAAGGAGCAACACAGAGAAACUGGAGCUGGAGCUGCGUUCCCUGAAAAAGGAAAAUAAACAUCUAAAGGACCUGUAUGACUGCAGAGAGGCAGAACUGCACCAACUCAAGGAGCAAAUUCAGAAUGUGACAUCUGACAAGGAAUGCCUGGAAACCAGACUGAAAACAGCGCUGGAUCAGAUGGACCAGCUGCAGUCUCAAGUGUUGAAUUAUGAGAAAGAAGUGGAAAACCUAUCUCAUAUGGACCACGACAAGACAGAGCAGAUUGAAAGUUUAAAGGAAGAGAAUCGCCAGUUACACAUGGCUAUAACUCAACAGAAAGAGCAAAAUAAGGAGCUUGAACCUUGCAUGAAAUACAUGAAGGGGUCAAAGGCCAAACUAUCGCUUUGUCUGCCCCACUGUCUGCAGAAUGAGCCCAGCCAACAAAACCAUGACUUAAUGAAAGAACUUGAGGAGCAGAAGCGCUUGUAUCAGAUUCUGCAGGCAAAAAAGAAUGAAGCUGAUGAGGAAAAUCAGAAACUACGGGAAGAGAAUGACGGUCUCCUGAGGCAUCUCUCGCAGGCUGGAGAGGUUUCUUCCUUCUCGGUUGCUUCACAAGCUCAUGCUCCGAUUCCAGCUCCUAAAGUAGGAGGCCUUCUGUUUGGAAAUCCAUAUUGUGUUGCAGAAGCAAACCUGGAGGCAGGAGCUGCAGAUGCUUCUAUAAGGAAAUGCCCCAUGUGUGAUGAUGUCUUUCCAGACGAUAUUGAAACAAGUCAGUUUGAGGCCCAUGUGCAGAGCCAUCUUCUGGAGUGCCCGCUCUGCAGUGAGACCUUUGAAAAGUCCAACAAGCAGGUGUUUGAUGACCAUAUGUUUUGUCAUGGCCUGGAGUAA
Balearica regulorum gibbericeps (East African grey crowned-crane) is the source of this 1437-nucleotide messenger RNA. The record is from RefSeq and is a predicted model, not a curated record. NCBI's taxonomy places the organism in Eukaryota, Metazoa, Chordata, Aves, Gruiformes, Gruidae.